Molecule: messenger RNA, 324 nt
Organism: Kwoniella botswanensis
Lineage: Eukaryota; Fungi; Basidiomycota; Tremellomycetes; Tremellales; Cryptococcaceae
Exons: 5
Coding region: 1-324 (107 amino acids)
Cellular component (GO): membrane
Source: RefSeq, a predicted model, not a curated record
AUGUCUCAUAAACCAAUAGCAACGCUCUCAGGAUUUUCCCUUCUAGGCGGUAUAUUCGCUUACACAAAGUUCGGCUCUACCCCUUCCCUCAUCGGAUCGUUCGCAGUGGGUAGCGCGAUGUUGUUGUCUGGUAUGAGGAUAAGGGAUGGGAUGGAGUAUGGGUACGAAGGUGCAGUGGCCAGCUCGAUCGCCCUUGUUAUACCUACAUUAAGACGAACAAUCAAGACUCGAUUACCUAUUCCAGCGACCGUGUGCGCGUUGGCAACAGCAAGUACAGCGUAUUACGUUCAAGCCUUAAGUGAAUUUAAGAAACAUGCUAUUUAG